UCCCGUACGUAUAAUUUUCAACGGUAUAAAAAUAUAAAAACCCAACCAACCCCCUUAAUCAACAAUUUUAGGGUUUACUGGAGAAAAAUUCCCCAAUUCAAUUGAAGAAUUAGAUCGUGCAAAGUAGGAAAGAUGAUUGAGGUGGUGUUGAACGAUAGGUUAGGGAAGAAAGUUCGAGUGAAGUGCAACAAAGAUGACACCAUUGGAGACUUGAAGAAGCUUGUUGCUGCUCAAACUGGUACUCGCGCCGAAAAGAUCCGAAUUCAGAAGUGGUAUACAAUUUACAAGGAUCAUAUUACUCUUGAGGAUUAUGAGAUUCAUGAUGGAAUGGGUCUUGAGCUCUACUACAAUUGAUCUUCUUCUUC
Chenopodium quinoa (quinoa) is the source of this 365-nucleotide messenger RNA. RefSeq names its product ubiquitin-like protein 5. Gene Ontology annotation, biological process: protein modification process; mRNA splicing, via spliceosome. The transcript has a single exon. NCBI's taxonomy places the organism in Eukaryota, Viridiplantae, Streptophyta, Magnoliopsida, Caryophyllales, Amaranthaceae. Gene Ontology annotation, cellular component: cytoplasm; nucleus. The record is from RefSeq and is a predicted model, not a curated record. Gene Ontology annotation, molecular function: protein binding; protein tag activity. The coding region runs from base 133 to 354 and encodes 73 amino acids.